Ctenopharyngodon idella (grass carp) is the source of this 3169-nucleotide messenger RNA. Its product is annotated as B-cell receptor CD22-like. The record is from RefSeq and is a predicted model, not a curated record. Bases 380 to 2374 code for a protein of 664 amino acids. The transcript has 16 exons. Lineage: Eukaryota; Metazoa; Chordata; Actinopteri; Cypriniformes; Xenocyprididae.
AAUCAGCAGAAGCAUUAAUCACGUGACACAAUAAUGAAAAUUGUCGACAGACAAAAGAGGAAAAAGAGUUUCUCUCUCUGAGUGCAAAAACGUCAACUAACCUUCACAAUAGGUGUGAAAUAUCCAGCAGAACAUCUGGUUACUCAAUCCUGUUCUCUAAACAUCUUCAUAGUAAAUGUAUUUAAAUUAACUUAAAGAAAAAGAUCAUUAUGUUUCUUUAAUUAGGUUUAGUUCAGUGAUGUUGUUCUCAUGUUGAGGGAGGGACACUGAUAUUUCCAGCACUGGUCAUUAAUAAACAGUGUUAACCACAGAAAGUCCUUCACUGUGAAGAUAAAGUGCUUGAGUUAAAACAGUCAGUCAUUUGGUUGCUGUUGAUCUGAUGAGCUUCAACACGAUAUAUUUUAUGCUGAUGUUGGUCAGAAUGGCUCCUGCUCUUCCUCUGAUCUUUCUGCUCAUGAUUCACGGGGUUUCUAGUGCUGAUUGGGGUGUGAGUUACAGUCCUUCACACAUCUGUGCACUAAAGGACUCAUCAGUGAUAAUGAGAUGCACUUAUACAUACCCUACUGGACAUCAGAUCAAGAACAUGUUCUGGACCAAAGACACUGUAAAAAUGGGUGAAGAGUAUCCAGAUCUGUCUGAGGACCCUGAAUACAGUCAGAGGCUUCAGUAUCUGGGAGAUAAACAGCAGAACUGCACCAUCAGACUGAGUCAUGUGACACUGAAGGAUUCACACGAGUACUAUUUCAGAUUCAUCACUGAUAAAUCUGAUGGUAAAUGGACUGGUAAACCAGGAGUGACUCUUUCUGUCACAGAUCUUCAGGUGGAGUCUCCUGAGAGAGUGACAGAGGGAGAUUCAGUCCGUCUGACAUGUAAAAGCAGCUGCACUCUGACUGACAGAGCAACAUUCAUCUGGUACAGAAACUCACAGCCAUUAACUGAGAGAAGAGACAGAAACAAUGAACUCCUGCUGCAGUCAGUCAGAAGAGAGGAUGCAGGCAGAUAUAGCUGUGCUGUACACGGACACAAUCACACCUCUCCUGCUGUUGAGCUCAAUGUCAUGUAUCCUCCAAAGAACGUCUCAGUGUUGAUAAACGGAUCUGGUGAAAUAGUGUCAGGAGAUUUAGUGACUCUGAACUGCAGCAGUGAUUCAAACCCUCCUGCUCUGAACUUCAGCUGGUUUAAAGGAGGAACGUUUGUAGGAUCUGGAAGAAUCUACAGCAUCUCAGAGAUCAGCUCUGAUGACAGUGGAGAAUACAAGUGCAGAUCCAUCAAUGAACAUGGAGAGAAAUACUCUGAUGCUGUGACUUUAAACGUCAUGUACCCUCCCAGGAACGUCUCAGUGUUGAUAACUGGAUCUGGUGAAAUAGUGUCAGGAGAUUCAGUGACUCUGAUCUGCAGCAGUGAUUCAAACCCUCCUGCUCUGAACUUCAGCUGGUUUAAAGGAAGAACGUUUGUAGGAUCUGGAAGAAUCUUCAGCAUCUCAAAGAUCAGCUCUGAUGACAGUGGAGAAUACAAGUGCAAAUCCAGAAAUAAACAUGGAGAGAAAUACUCUGAUGCUGUGACUUUAAACAUCAUGUACCCUCCCAGGAACGUCUCAGUGUUGAUAUCUGGAUCUGGUGAAACAGUGUCAGGAGAUUCAGUGACUCUGAUCUGCAGCAGUGAUUCAAACCCUCCUGCUCUGAACUUCAGAUGGUUUAAGGAGAAUGAAAGCUCAGCUGUUGGAUCUGGACAGAGUUUCAGUGCACUACAGAGUGGACGCUUCUACUGUCAGGCUCACAAUCAACAUGGAUCUCAGAGAUCAGACGCUGUAACUGUCACAGUUCAUCAUGGUGCUGGUAGGAAUGUGAUUGUGAUCGCAGCAACAUCUGGAGGAUUAUUCAUUAUCAUCAUCAUCAUCAUCAUCCUCUUAAUAAUAAAGAAGCGAAGGAGUGUUAAAUCUGAAGAACUCACAUUGGAAGAGCUCUUUGAUCUAAAAGAUGACACAUAUCAAGAUCUUGAGGUCAAGUCCAUGACCUCAAACUUGUACGAGACAGUCACAAUCUCUGAUCCCAAUGAAUACACAUUUACAGCUCUUGAUCCCAAGCCCAUGACCUCUCACCUGUACGACACAGUCACAAUCUCUGAUCCCAAUGAAUACACAUUUACAGCUCUUGAUCCCAAGCCUAUGACCUCUCACCUGUACAACACUCUAACAAUCUCUGAUUCCAAUGAAGACACAUAUACAGCUCUUGAGCUCAAGUCCACGACCUCUGACCUGUACGACACACUCACAACGGUUCAUCCCAGAGCUCCUGAAGACUCCUGCAGGACUCUUGAUCCUCAGAGCUUUUCUAAACAUGAGAAUCCAUCAAUCAACAGGAAGAUGCUGCAGUAAGAGGCGGAGCAUGAAGGAACCAAUCCUGAGCUCUGUGGGCGGAGCCACAGAUGAUUGACAGGGAUCAUCAGUUCUGAGUCACUAAAGUUGUUUAUUUCUUUAUAGUUGAAGAAACAUGAAACUGUUGCCAGAUCGAUUACAGAAUAAACCAUCUAAAUGCUGAUCAACUAAAUCAAAUUAACAAAAAUUAAACCACAACUGUAUAUUUUCAUGUUUUUCCUCAAAACAAUUUAUGAAAACCCACAAAAAACAUAUAUUUUCCUGCAUCUUUGACUUACACAAAGUCUGCUAUAGGCUACAGUAUCUGGCAACAUGGGUUAAAAACGUAGCUAGUGUAAAUGUUACGAAGAAGAAUCUGAAAAUGAAUUUCAUCUACAAACACUUGAUUUUAAAUCAUAAUCAAUCAUUUUACCCUGAAACACUGAACAAAAUCAUAAUUGUACACAUUCACAAAGGACAAUGUUUCAUUUAUGGUCUCAAAGUGCUCAAUCAGCUUCUGUUAUUCUGUCUUUUGCGUUUCUGUAACUUGAUCAGUUUUAUUUGUGAUCAUCUCAUUUGUUCAAACUCUCAAACUACCACCAGAGGUCACCAUCUCCUGCUACUGACAUCAACCUUGAUGAGCGUCACCUGUCAAUCACAAUCAUUCAUUCAUGACUGGGCACUUAAUCUGGACUGAAAGACUGUUGGACUCUGGCGUACUGUGUUAUUGUUAUGAUAUGACAAUGAUGACAAUUGUUAUUGUUCUUUCAAGCAAUUAAUAAUAAUAAUAAUAAAAUCACAAUUAUUCAUCUUCAA